Messenger RNA from Prorocentrum cordatum, 1182 nucleotides. The record is from the annotation of a GenBank genome assembly. NCBI's taxonomy places the organism in Eukaryota, Dinophyceae, Prorocentrales, Prorocentraceae.
AUGGAGUCCAUCCGGCGGUUCGAGUCGGAGAGGAGGGCGUGGGAGGCCAUGCGCGAGGACCUGGAGCGGAGGGUGCGAGAGGCGGAUGAGCACCGGGAGGCGUUGGAGGCCGAGAAGUGGGACGCGGAGCACCGCCUCGGGCAGCUGACCAUGGAGGUGGACGCCCUCCGGCGCGCGGGCGCCGCACCGCCGCGGCCGCGUCCCGAUCCCGCGCGCGGGAGCCGGCCGGAGCCCACUGCCGCCGCCGAGGAGCUCCGGGACGAGCUGCUCCAGGCCCGGGAGCGCGCCGCUGCGGCCGAGCGGGGCCGCGGGGCGCUGCAGGCCGAGCUGGACCGCCUGCGGUGGGCGGAGGCCGCCGCCGCGGCCGCGGGCCCGCCCGGCAGCGCGCGGCUGCGGGGCGAGCUGCUCGAGGCGCGGCGCGAGCUGGAGCAGAGGCAGAGGGACGCGAUCGGCUUGGAGGAUGACCUGCUGAGGCUUCGGGAGCAGCUGAACGCCGAGAAGGAGAAGGUGCUCGAGCUGAAGAGGGCCGCCCAGAGCCGGAGGGCAGCCUGGCAGGAGGAGCUCGGAAAGAUCACGGACGAGCUCGGCGCCGCCGAGCGGCUGCAGGGGGAGGUCGACAGCCUGCGGGCCGACUCCGCACGCUGGCGCAGGGCGCUGGAGCGGGCCAAUGGGCGGGCGGAGGCGCUGCAGAGCGAGCUGCGGCAGGCGAGGGCGGGGCAGUCCGGGGCCGGCGAGCUCGCCCUGCAGGAGGGGCCGGCGGGUGACCGCGGGCUGCUGCCCCCGGCCGCGGAAUCGAGCUCGGAGCUGCGCGAGCGGGAGCGGAGGACCUCCCAUCUGCUGGGGCUGUUCCUGCAGCAUGCCCGGGGCCCGGCGCAGAGGCUGAGGCGCAGCUGCAGGUGCCUGGUCGAUGCGGGGGCGGCGGGCGGCGAGCCGCGGCUGAGGCAGGUGCCCCCGAUCUUCGAGGCCGACGUGCGCCACCUGCAGGAUGGCCUCGUCAAGAUGGUGGACCUGCUGCGCUACCUCGCGGACGUGCACGACGCCAUGGGCCGCCAGGCCACGCCCAGCACCAGUGCCGCCUCUGAGCCCCCCUCGGAGCAGGCCCUGGCCGGGGCCUCCAUAGCAUCGAAGCUGGAGGACACGGUCUCCUACGCCGCCAAUUGGCUGAGGCUUGGCAUAGCCUAG